AUGGGCGAUUAUGUGGAUCGUGGAUACUAUAGUCUGGAGACAUUGACGUAUCUGUUUGCGUUGAUGUUGCGAUAUCCGAAUGAAGUGACACUGUUGAGAGGUAAUCACGAGUCGAGGAGAAUAUCUGCGGUUUAUGGCUUUUAUGAUGAGUGUCUUCAGAAGAUUCGCGUUGCUUACGAUAUCGUUGCCGAGAGCAAUUUUUCCUUACAAUCCCUCACCGCCGUCUUCUUGUACGUGCAUUACGGUUUAUCCUUUAAUGUGCUGGUACUGAGUCACGAUCUACGAGUUCCAGCAAUCGAAAUUCCAAGCAAAGGUGCUAUGUGUGAUUUGAUGUGGUCAGAUCCAGAACCAAGUGAACAAGGUUGGGAAUUGAGUCCGAGGGGUGCUGGAUGGUGUCCUCAUAGCUCUAAUAAUACUAGUACUGAUAUAAUGGAAAGGUUUGUAACAGUUGAUCUUUUGACUAAUUGGGUGCAUACACCGAACUAUUGCUAUCGUUGCGGGAAUGAGGCGGCAAUUCUUGAGAUUCAUUCCGAUACAGACCGACAGGUGAAGUAUUUCGAUGAGGCGCAAAUGAAUGAACGCGAAAAGCCGGACCGUAUUCUCGCACCAUACUUUCUAUGA
Anisakis simplex (herring worm) is the source of this 621-nucleotide messenger RNA. NCBI's taxonomy places the organism in Eukaryota, Metazoa, Nematoda, Chromadorea, Rhabditida, Anisakidae. The record is from the annotation of a GenBank genome assembly.